CAUGCUCAAAGCCUACAGUCCAGGCCGGCACUUUUUAAAAAGUUCAGUAACGCCUGGAUGCCUUUGAAACUCGAUUGAGCGUCUGACCAAAGACGAAGAAGAAGGCGUUUUCGUGCGUAGGGCAACAGCAAUCGACGCCGAUUCAAGGGAGACAUGCCCACUCUAAGUGCACUCAUCGGCUUAGUCCGUCAGGUUUCUUCGUCCCUGCUUGCGCAGGUCAGAGGUCGUGGACUUUCGCUAAACUUCGCUUUCAUGCUGUGCGCAGUAGCGUCGCUAUGCCUGUUCGACCCCACCGAGGCGAAUGCGCACCAGAGAACACUCCUUCGGAGGAACGUUGCCUCUGAACUAGAAGGACGCGCAUUCUAUCUUAUACCACCGAAGGUCAAAUGCUUGUACUUCACGGCGUGGCCUGCGGCUACCUACUGCCACAUAGUGAACCUGACUCAUGAGUACAGAUAUGACGAUGCCGAUUACGUGUGCUUUAUUUGGAUGCGCAUGACCGUUUUGAGUAUGAUCACCACGCCGAUGUACCGCCUGUGUCACCUGAUGAAGCUCUUCCACAUCGAGGAUCACGGAUUGUUGGUCCAGGACACAUUGCUACAGGCGGACAUGCUGACGUGGGAUGAUUGCUACUUUGAUGUGCGGAAUGAAACGAAACGAUCUGCAGAUUGCGCCGCUUGCAAAAUCGCCGUGGUUUGUGGCCAUCAAGUAGAGUACUCGAAUGGACCAGAAUGUGCCACGGCAACAGAAGGUAACAUCGAUGUGGAGUAUUGCCACGGAAAAGAUAAAGUCAACGCUACGGAAGCCAGCAAGCGGUGCGCAGACAAGUCAUCGGCGCUGGUGGACAUGAAGCAAGUGCGCGAUCCACUACACCACAGUUUCGGGAAUGACCCUAGCGUCAACAGGGAGUUCUGGCUAGACCUGACAAAGGAAGACCUGAGAGAGGUCAGCGGCUUGGUUGCAUUCGACCUGGAUGAUAUUGACUGGAAUAUGCCUUGCAUCACGGUGUGGUUGGGCGCUCUUGUACCGUGGUUUUACAAGCGCAACUGUAGCCAGUUAUAUCCAGUGAUAUGCGAGGACAGCACAUAUGAUUGGAGUAAACAAAGACGCUAUAUUGCCGUUGAAGCAGACUGUGUGUACUUCACGGCGUGGCCUGCGGCUACCUACUGCCACAUAGUGAACCUGACUCAUGAGUACACAUACGACGAUGCCGAUUACGUGUGCUUUAUUUGGAUGCGCAUGACCGUUUUGAGUAUGAUCACCACGCCGAUGUACCGCCUGUGUCACCUGAUGAAGCUCUUCCACAUCGAGGAUCACGGAUUGUUGGUGCAGGACACAUUGCUACAGGCGGACAUGCUGACGUGGGAUGAUUGCUACUUUGAUGUGCGGAAUGAAACGAAACGAUCUGCAGAUUGCACCGCUUGCAAAAUCGCCGUGGUUUGUGCCCAUCAAGUAGAGUACUCGAAUGGACCAGAAUGUGCCACGGCAACAGAAGGUAACAUCGAUGUGGAGUAUUGCCACGGAAAAGAUAAAGUCAACGCUACGGAAGCCAGCAAGCGGUGCGCAGACAAAUCAUCGGCGCUGGUGGACAUGAAGCAAAUGCCCGAUCCACUACACAACAGUUUCGAGAAUGACCCUAGCGUCAACAGGGAGUUCUGGCUAGACCUGACAAAAGAAGACCUGAGAGAGGUCAGCGGCUUGCUUGCAUUCGACCUGGAUGAUAUUGACUGGAAUAUGCCUUGCAUCACGGUGUGGUUGGGCGCUUUAGUACCGUGGUUUUACAAGCGCAACUGUAGCCAGUUAUAUCCAGUGAUAUGCGAGGGCAGCACAUAUGAUUGGAGUAAACAAAGACGCUAUAUUGCAGUUGAAGCAGACUGUGCUAAUGUCUCCGUGGAGACUACUCACUGCCAAUCGGAGGGCGGCACGUUCAACAAAACAACUGCUUCAGAAUUCUGCGCAAACCACCGUUUGUUAUUGCUGAAUGCAAAGACGUUUUAUCGAGUGUUAGGCAUCGUUUUUCGUUCCGACGAACAGUCCCCUCCGUGGUUCGAUCAGAGCUUGGAAAUUUGGGACGCACGCAGCAAGAGCAGCCGGCAACAUAGCAUCGACGAGUGUCUCGCAUUCAACUUAUAUGGCUCUCGACGUAUCGAGUGGAGCCCACGUAAUUGCUCUGAAGAACUCCGCUACCUAUGCAGGAAAAGCCAUCCACCAAAGACUCAUGGUUUUACCUGCGAAAAUGCGAGCUUGCCUAAUAUGGCGGGCAGUCACCCAGCUUGCAGAACGAACCUGGAAAGACCCUACCCUGUAGCCGCCAGGGUAUGCGACGCACUUGGAAUGGAGCUUCUGCCGGGUACUGUGGAGAACAAAUUUAUCACGAACAUUAUUAAGCACUACGAAGACUACACGCACCGAGGGAGAGAUAGACUUUACUGGCUCGACGUUCCUCCACCAAGCGGCAACAGCUCCGUGUGCUCUGCAGCCCUUUACGGCGACGACGGCAUCGCGACUGCGCUGUCUGGACUGCAGUGCAACACGUCUCUACAUUCGCUAUGCGUUUUCACCAACAUUAAAAGACGUUCCACAGUGGCGCCUAGCACCAGUGAAACUACCAUGGAUAUUGCCAGUGACAAUAUUGAUAUUGGCAACGGUACUGUCAGUGAUGUUGCCAGCUAAAUCACUGAUCUUAACAAUACUGCUGGCAGUCACACAAAUGCGACCGAUACAAAUGCCAGUGCCGCAAAUAAACUCUAGGAACAUAUGGGAGCCAAACGAUGGGUGGUUUUUGACGACUGCUUUAUGACCGAUCUU
This is a messenger RNA of Dermacentor albipictus, 2808 nucleotides long. RefSeq lists its product as uncharacterized. The record is from RefSeq and is a predicted model, not a curated record. Lineage: Eukaryota; Metazoa; Arthropoda; Arachnida; Ixodida; Ixodidae.